Molecule: messenger RNA, 1077 nt
Organism: Malassezia sympodialis ATCC 42132
Lineage: Eukaryota; Fungi; Basidiomycota; Malasseziomycetes; Malasseziales; Malasseziaceae
Gene: FBA1
Product: fructose-bisphosphate aldolase FBA1
Biological process (GO): glycolytic process; gluconeogenesis
Cellular component (GO): cytosol
Molecular function (GO): zinc ion binding; fructose-bisphosphate aldolase activity
Source: RefSeq, a predicted model, not a curated record
AUGGGUAUUCUCGACAUUGUUCCUGCUGGUGUUGUUUCGGGCAAGGAUGUCUACAAGGUGUUCGACUACGCUCGUGAGAACCACUUUGCCAUCCCUGCUUUCAACGUGACUACUUCGUCCGUGGCCAACGCCGCUCUUGAAGCCGCUCGUGACUCGAAGUCGCCUGUCAUCCUGCAGUUGUCGCAGGGUGGCGCUGCCUACUUCGCUGGUAAGGGUCUUGCCAACGACAAGCAGCAGGCUUCGAUCGCUGGUGCCACCGCCGCUGCGCACUACAUUCGCUCGGUUGCUCCCAGCUACGGCGUUCCCGUCAUUUUGCACUCGGACCACUGUGCCAAGAAGCUGCUUCCUUGGUUCGAUGGUAUGCUUGCGGCUGAUGAAGAGCACUUUGCGAAGACUGGCGAACCUCUUUUCAGCUCGCACAUGCUCGACCUGUCGGAGGAGCCCAAGGAAGAGAACAUUAAGAUUUGCGUUGAGUACCUGAAGCGCAUGGCCAAGAUUGGCAUCUGGCUUGAGAUGGAGAUCGGUAUCACCGGUGGUGAGGAGGAUGGUGUCAACAAUGAGCACGUCCACAACUCGGCUCUAUACACGCAGCCUGAGGACAUUUGGGACAUCUACAAGGCGUUCAGCGAGAUCACCCCCAACUUCAGCAUUGCUGCUGCUUUCGGCAAUGUCCACGGUGUGUACAAGCCCGGCAAUGUGGUGCUGCGCCCUGAGCUCCUGAAGAUGCACCAGGACUAUGUGCGCGACCAGCUCAAGACUAACAAGGAAAACCCUGUUUUCCUGGUCUUCCACGGUGGCUCGGGCUCGGAGAAGCAGGAGAUCUAUACUGCUGUGGACAAUGGUGUCAUUAAGAUGAACGUUGACACUGACACUCAGUUCGCCUAUCUUGAGGGUAUCCGUGACUUUAUUCUCAACAAGAAGGACUACCUGAUGACCCAGGUUGGCAACCCCGAGGGCCCUGACAAGCCGAACAAGAAGCAGUACGAUCCUCGCGUUUGGGUUCGUGAGGGCGAGAAAACUAUGUCGAAGCGUUGCCAAAUUGCCUUUGACGACCUCAAGUCUUCGAACAAGCUUUGA